GUACUCACACUGGUCACACUGUUAUUGUCCUUUUUUCGAAGCUUUGCGUUUCUCAUAAGAGGCCAACAUGAGCGACAGUGAGGGAAACGAGAGUUUCCGCUCGGCAUUGGAAGCCCCUGCAGUGGAUACUCGGUAUCCACUCGGAAAAGGAGAGGUGGAAAGCCUGCGAAGGAAGUUGGAUCGCAUUGUUUUGAUCCAGCAGACGGACUCGAAGUACUACAAAGCCGUGGAGGACAUGAAGGAUCAGACCAGCAUAUCCUUGCUGGUGGAGCCCAGUUUUUACGGGCGCCACCAGGCCACAUCCGUUUUGGCGGUGGCCACGGCCAACGAAACGUACAUUUUCGACAUAAAGGCACUCGGCUGCAUAUUUCCGGAGCUGGCCAGGAUCCUGGAGGCGGAACAUCCGCGCAAGGUGAUGCACUACAGCCAUCGCAUCGCCGAUCAUAUGCACCACAAGCACCGGCUCACCUUGGGCGGAAUCUGCGACACCUUUGUGGCCCUAUGCUUGGCCCGGCAGGAAAGAUCGCCCUGCUCCCUGCCGGAGGCUAUAUCCCUGGUCUUUGGCCUACCGAUGGAGGACCUCGUCUGCGAGGAGGUGAUCGGCGCCAGCGAAUCGCGGCGAAACUUCACUGCUCGCCCCCUGAGCCGCAGUCAACUGAGGUACAUUGCCAGGAUGGUCCAGCUGCAACACUUAAUGCACGACCGCUUGAUCUACGGCAGCAUUUGCGCCGAGGUGCAGCGCAUGUCCUUGGCGUUCAGCCACAACUACUCGGGCUUCCGAUCGUGCGAUGUGGCCAUCAACAUGGGACCCAGCAGUCGCUUCGGAUUCCACCUCAUAGAUCCCAGCUACAAGACGACCGCCGACCCAAGAAUAACGCUGCCCACGCCCGACGAAAUCGAUCGGCAAGAGUUGGAGCACAAAAAAAGUCGCAACUAACUCCGGUCGAUACAAAAGAGGCCAAGACUCUAUAAGUCACCUCCAGAAUAUUGGUUUAAAAUCACCUUAUAUAAAUAAGUCCAUCCCUUCGCAUGCUGGCAAGCUCGCGGCUUUGCAUGAACUGCUUUUUUAUUUAGUUAAGUUAUUUUUUAUGUACAAGUAGUUCGGCAUAGACAAGUUAAAUGAAAAAUGCAUAGGGAUCAUAAAAAAUGUAUCAUUUAAAAAUAUUAAUGAACUAAAAGUUGCUACACGUUUACUUAUUAACGUUUAAAUAUUGCAAUAAGAAACGAUAAGGAUUAUAACAUUUUUUAUAACAAA
Messenger RNA from Drosophila biarmipes, 1255 nucleotides. RefSeq names its product protein Exd1 homolog. The coding region runs from base 68 to 937 and encodes 289 amino acids. The record is from RefSeq and is a predicted model, not a curated record. The transcript has 2 exons. Lineage: Eukaryota; Metazoa; Arthropoda; Insecta; Diptera; Drosophilidae. Gene Ontology annotation, molecular function: nucleic acid binding.